Drosophila ananassae is the source of this 2080-nucleotide messenger RNA. RefSeq names its product organic cation transporter protein (gene SLC22A). Gene Ontology annotation, cellular component: membrane. Gene Ontology annotation, biological process: transmembrane transport. Lineage: Eukaryota; Metazoa; Arthropoda; Insecta; Diptera; Drosophilidae. The record is from RefSeq and is a predicted model, not a curated record. The transcript has 4 exons. Gene Ontology annotation, molecular function: transmembrane transporter activity. Bases 247 to 1965 code for a protein of 572 amino acids.
CACUCGGCGACGGACUGCGAUCGCCUCCACUCGGUGUUUGGCUCGUGGAUAGUGAUUCCGAUCUCCGUCUCCGGAUCGCAGUUCGAGGCGCGUCACUGUGCCGUACGCAUCGCGAAAGUGUUCAGCCGUCGGGGUAAAAAUAAAUGUACAUAUACAUUUUGUAAAUGAAAAUAAACGCGUACGAGUGCUGAAAUAAACCAAAAACGCGAGUUAAUUGUGACCAAAUUACCGAUUAGCGAUUGAGAAAUGGCGGCCAGCGAAGCACCGGCCGCAGAGGUGACGGUGGAGGUGCAACCACUGCCAAAGGACUCGGAGGACGUCACCCUGGACGCCAUCCUGAAGCACCUGGGCCAGUUUGGGCGCUUCCAGCUAAUCAUCUUCGUGCUCAUUUGCCUUCCCAUGAUGUUCCACGCCAUGUUCUCGGUCACCUAUGUGUUCACGGCAGCCACCGUGACGCACCGAUGCCACAUUUCGGAGUGUGAUUCGGCGGAUAGCUCCUACUACGAGAACCACACGGAGUUCAGUAUUCCCCACAACGGGAAGGACCUGGAUGCCUGCAAUCGGUAUACCAACAACCACCUUUCCCAGUCUAACCAGUCGUUGCUGGAGGACAUCUGUGUGGCUGAAAACUACGAGGAGAAGAAGGCAAUAGCCUGUCCAGACAACAAAUUCGUUUUUCGCGAUGAUGAAGUAACGAUUUCAAAUGACUUUGGAAUUUUCUGCGAUGAAGAAUGGAAGCUAUCUAUGGUGGGCACCAUUAACAACCUGGGACAAUUCUUCGGUAUUCCCAUCGGCGGUUUUGUGGCAGAUCGCUAUGGACGGAGUUUCUCGAUCGCCCUGGGCGGAAUAAUGGGCGCCGUGAUCGGCACUAUUCGCUCGUUCUCGCCCAGCUAUGCGUGGUUCCUGGUAUUCGAGUUCCUGGACAAUAUGACCAGCAGCACGCUGUACUCCACCUGCUUCGUUAUCGGAAUCGAGUUGGUGGGACCUCGGAGACGAGUGCUGGCCUGCAGCGUCAUCACGGUCUUCUACGCCGUGGGGGAGGUUGCCCUGGCCAUGUUCGCCAAGGCCUUUCCCGACUGGCGCAUACUGCUGCGCAUCACCUACAUGCCCUCGCUCAUUCUGGUGGCCUAUUUCUGGAUCCUUCCGGAGAGCGUGCGCUGGCUGCUCAGCCAGGGUAAAGAGGAUCGGGCCAAGGGCAUCCUGCGCCGAGCCGCCAAGGUGAACAAGCGCAAGCUCUCGGAGAGUAUGCUGGACAAGCUCGUCCUGGCCAACCGGGACAAGUUGGAACAGUCGGCCGAGAGCAGAUUUCCGAUCCGCGAGGCCUUCAAAAACUUCAAGUGGCGGAUUGCCAACUGCUCCCUCUGCUGGAUCGUCCACGUGCUGGUCUACUACGGCCUCAGUCUCAACGUGGUGCUCCUCGAUGGCGACAAGUAUAACAAUUUCGCCUACAUCGCGCUAGUGGAGAUCCCCGGUUUCUUCUUGCCGCUUUUCAUCAUGGACCGCUUCGGCAGGCGCUUCUCCCUCUGUGGCCUGAUGCUCGCCAGCGGCCUCUGUUGCAUCGGAACGAUCUUCACCGGGCCAGAGCAGCCGGUACUGGAGCUGGUCCUGUUCCUGGUGGGCAAGCUGACCAUCACGGCGAGCUUCCAGGUGCUGUACUUCUUCGCAUCGGAGAUCUACCCCACCAAUCUGCGCAACAGCCUGCUCAGUUUCUGCUCGAUGAUGGGCAGAUUCGGCUCGAUGCUGGCGCCCCAAACGCCGCUUCUGGCCAAGUAUUAUGCCAAUGCUCCGGCCAUGCUCUUUGCCGGGGCCGCCAUCGUGAGCGGUCUGCUCACCCUGUUCUUCCCCGAGACCACCAACGUCGUCCUGCCCACCACGGUGCAGGAGGCGGACGCCAUUGGCGUGAAGAAGAAACCUUCGAAAGGCAAGGACCUCGAUCUAGUCGCACCGGCAAGUCCGCCGCAGUAACCAGUCAGCAGUACAAUCUUAGUCUAAGGCAACCUGCAUAUACAAAGACAUUUCUCUUCAAAUGUGUUAUAUAUUUAAGAAUAAUCCUUAUAUAAAUAUUCUAUUCUAGCCAUAA